Molecule: messenger RNA, 1417 nt
Organism: Ruditapes philippinarum (Manila clam)
Lineage: Eukaryota; Metazoa; Mollusca; Bivalvia; Venerida; Veneridae
Product: neuronal acetylcholine receptor subunit alpha-6-like
Exons: 1
Coding region: 1-1359 (452 amino acids)
Biological process (GO): monoatomic ion transmembrane transport
Cellular component (GO): membrane
Molecular function (GO): extracellular ligand-gated monoatomic ion channel activity; transmembrane signaling receptor activity
Source: RefSeq, a predicted model, not a curated record
AUGCUGAUCUUCGUAUUUACGUCAUGUCUGACGUCAUUACUUAUGUGCUGCAUUGUGUGUCACACAAUAAGAGAUACAAACAGGCUGCUAAGAGACAAACUUGCAGACUAUAAUAAAAAUACGAGACCAACGUUCGACCAAUCAAAACAAACAGUAGUGAACUAUAGAUUAGAAAUCAUUUACAUUCAAGAGUUUGAUGAAGUAAAACAGAAAUUUUCGUUUAAUGGUCUUCCUAGGCUUUCUUGGAUAGAUGAAGAAAUGAGAUGGAAUCCGGCUGAAUACGGGGGAUUAGACUCUCUUCUUACGGCGUCUGGUCCUUUCUGGAAACCGGAUCUUACUUUAGCCAACAGUGUCGGUGGAUUAGAACCUAUUUCAGAUGAAGAACAGAAAAUACGCUUUUUACCCAACGGGUAUGUUAGCUAUAAACCAGGGAAGUUAUUUUCAAGCGCAUGCGAUGUUGACGUAACAUUUUACCCUUUUGAUAUUCAUACCUGUCACAUAAUUUUUACACCGCACGGCCAUAGACCGGACGAAGUCCUUAUUAAUGUGGAAAACACGAAAGUAGGUCAAAAGUUUUUCUUAGAAAAUGGGGACUGGAAAUUGAUUGAUUCACAUAUCAAUGUGUCUUUGUUUACGUUCUAUUCAGAGCUUACUGUAUACAUAACUAUAGAAAGAAAGCCACGGUACGCCAUCGUCAAUGUCAUUCUUCCGAUUAUAUUUUUGGCGUAUCUAAACAACGUUGUUUUUGUCAUUCCUGCUGAAUGUGGUGAAAGGAUAUCGUACAGUAUAACUGUUUUACUUGCAAUUGCCGUAUAUCUAACAAUCGUUGGUGAUAAUUUACCUAAAACGUCUUUUCCAAUGGCAUACUUCAGUUACUAUCUACUUGCUUUGUUAAUAACAAGCAUUUGUAUAACCCUGGCAACAAUUUUCAACCUGCGGAUUUACCAUUACACUACAUCCGACCCAGUUACAGGGUGUUGGGAAAAGAUCACAUCUUGUUUAAUUUGCAGGAAGACGAAACGUAAGAAAAAUGAAGUUGAAAAUACAAACGUGAAAAUAGGUAUUCAAAAUUUAAGUAACCGUGAAAAUAUGCAUUAUGAUAGAAAUAGGUCUGUACAUAAUUUAUAUUUACCUAGCUCUAAACAGCAAAAGCGUCUAAGUGAUAGACAACAAUUUAACCUAGAAGGCACAGAAAAAGGAAUCAGAGGAAUUCGCAGACAUGAAAGCGACAAAACAUUGACAUGGAAAGAUGUUAGCGUUGCCUUGGAUAAACUCUUUUUUGUAGGUUUCUUUAUUAUUUUUUCAGCAGCAACAAUCUUUUAUGUUCUGAUUAUUGUUUGCGAGCGCAAACGUUUGUGAUAAAAAUCAUCUGUUACGAUUGUGAACUGGUAUCUGUAAACACAAUCUAGUUACAAUA